Molecule: messenger RNA, 657 nt
Organism: Theobroma umbraticum
Lineage: Eukaryota; Viridiplantae; Streptophyta; Magnoliopsida; Malvales; Malvaceae
Product: 21 kDa seed protein-like
Molecular function (GO): endopeptidase inhibitor activity
Source: RefSeq, a predicted model, not a curated record
AUGAUGAAGACCACGUUAGCUAUGCUUUUGAUCCUUUUUGUUUUCUCUUCAAAAUCCUCUGCAACUGAUGAAAGUGUUCCAGUGUAUGACGUCAAUGGCGAUGAGCUCCGCCCUGGCGUUCAAUAUUACGUCGUGUCAGCAAUAUGGGGUGCUGGUGGUGGCGGGUUAUAUCUAGGGGAAGGCAGAAACAAAACGUGCCCAUAUGAUGUUGCCCAAGAAAGGUCCGACCUGCUUCGUGGCAUUCCAGUGACAUUUUCUUCAGUGGACACCGAGGGUGGUGUUAUCCACGAAUCAAUUGACCUUAACAUCAAGUUCAUCCCUCCCCAACCUACAGCUUGUUCCCAAUCAACAGUGUGGAAGGUGGACUGCUAUGACGAAUCAGUGGGAGAAUGGCUCGUGACAACUGGUGGGUCGGAAGGUGACCCACAGGCUUUGUCCAGCCUGUUUAGGAUUACUGCGGCUCCUGGCGGUAUCUCCUAUAAACUUGCUCUCUGUCCUUCAGUGUGUGAGUCAUGCAAAAAAUAUUUAUGCAGCGAGAUCGGAAGAUAUUCAUCUGGUUUUGACUCCCUGAUACGCCUAGUUCUAAGCGACGACGGAUGGCCUUUUGUAUUUAUCAAAGCCAGUGAUGAGGUUCUAAAACAAGUUGUCAAUGUCUGA